AUGAUAACGUACGGAGCUGGACCAGAGGAUGAGGCUUCGCUCCAUGACGAAUUCGGCCUUGCGACCAAUGAUGAGCGUGAAGCGAACCAGGAUUGCAAUACCCUAGACACCUUAUCAGACAUCGAUAGGGAGUUUGACCAGAACACGCCGCCUUCAUGGAGAAUUGACGAGAGACUGCUAUGGUCUUCCUCACCCCUGACUAUGAAUCUCCUCACGGAGCGGAGCGAGCUCGAAAACGAGCAAGAGGAAUUCGACGACGAGGUUUGCUACCCGGAAGACACUCUAAACUAUGAUGUCGACCUAGAAGCUCUUGGCUCGCCAUUUUCACCACGACUACUCUCGUAUUUCGGAAGCCCUUCUGAACCAAAUAGCGAGGCAGACUCAGAGGCGCAUAGGCCGAGUUGGGCUUUCGACUCGGCAGAUACAUCGCUGCCAACCGUUAACUCGACGCGAGAACUGGUCGGGUUCGGUCCUGGAAGUUACAGUGAUCAGUCAGAUUUCGACCUUUAUAACGAGGACAAGAACGACUUCGGAAAAGGCCAUGAUGCUUAUGACCCCCAAAGGCAACGGUCAACGUCUCUCAUAUCAUACAGCGAUUGGCGAAGCGACGAGGACGAGGGUGAGGGGCUGGUCUCGGAGCUAUCGUUCCAACCAACCAGUCAUGACCGCCAACCGGAUGAUGAUGGGAUGUACGGGGAACCUGAACUCGGUCGGAGGCCCCAGGAUUACAUCUGGUCAAGCGAAGUCUUCUCCGGAAGCGAAAUUGACCUUUACGAUAACGACCAAACCAAGUAA
Messenger RNA from Colletotrichum fioriniae, 795 nucleotides. RefSeq lists its product as uncharacterized. The record is from RefSeq and is a predicted model, not a curated record. NCBI's taxonomy places the organism in Eukaryota, Fungi, Ascomycota, Sordariomycetes, Glomerellales, Glomerellaceae.